Stereum hirsutum FP-91666 SS1 is the source of this 867-nucleotide messenger RNA. RefSeq lists its product as uncharacterized. The transcript has 3 exons. Bases 1 to 867 code for a protein of 288 amino acids. The record is from RefSeq and is a predicted model, not a curated record. NCBI's taxonomy places the organism in Eukaryota, Fungi, Basidiomycota, Agaricomycetes, Russulales, Stereaceae.
AUGGAUGCCGACCCUCGCGAUUUGAAGGACAUCAAGCAGGACGAUGUCGAAGUCCGGAGAAUGAACAACAACGGUCCUUCUGAUCAGUUACCUCCACCGUAUACACCAGGCGUAUUCGAACCCACCACAGAGCCCACCGCGGAGCCCACCGUGGAGCCCACUGCGUCUUCAUCCACUUCUGACUCCCAACCUGGCCCCUCCGUCAACCGAGACCGUCCACUCCCACCUCCUCCGCCACCAUCCAUCCCCUUUUCAAACUACCUCCUCAUAGACCGUAGGAACGGUAGCAUCUCGGGCCAAUACCUGAUCGAUACAACACUACCCGAACCUACAGGCCCUGCUGUCGUAUCCAACAAUCUCGAACUUCGUAGCCAUAACGGCUCCGUGAAAGGCGAGGUAUGGAUCAGAGGUACACCUGAGAAGAAUAAGAAGGCGACCGUCAAGUUCUUGAGCCAUAACGGUUCGGUGAACGCGAAAAUUCACUCGAUGACACCGGCAACACCACUUUCCCUCGACCUCUUCUCCGCAAACGGUUCUAUGACCCUUGCCAUCCCGCGCUCCUUCCACGGAUCAAUCACCCUUGCCUCCAAGCAUGGAAGCCUGAAUAUCACCAAAGCCCUACAGGCUCGAGCCAUGCUCAUCAGAGAAGAGGGAGGCCAGGCCUUGUAUCACGUCCAACCUCCUUCGGAUCUUGAGGUCUCCGAAGGCUUAGAGCGGGUACCAGGCGAGAGUGAUGCGCGUAUAGAGUCGAAGAACGGGAGCGUGAAGGUCAGGUUUGAGGAUGAGGAUUGGGUUGCUUCGGUCGCGGGCGGGGCAGAUGGUUACGGCGGUGUCUUUGGGAAGUUCAUGAGAGCCUUUACGGGGUGA